UGGUCUCCGAAACGAUCGUAUGCGGGGAAAAGAUAAAAAUAUUUACAGGAUAAGGAAAAAAAACUUAGUUCUCCUUUUCCCUUUACUUUUUAAGUAGGUAGAAUCGUCCGAGCCCAAAUGCUUGGCAGUUAGCGUUAGUUUAGGUAAAAUCCGGCAUCUGUCGAGAUUGUGAUAACUCCGAAAAAAAUAGCAAUUUGCGUAUCGUUGUGAAGUAUGGUUUCAUUAUCUAGAGAUAAAUCCUAUCAGCAGGGUAUGUAACAUAAUUAUACAGUUACAUAAUGAGAAAAAAAAGUGCUGUAUAUCAAUUGUAAUGUCAAGAUCCAUACCCAAAUAAACUAAUACUAAAUAAAAAAAAUAAAAAUAUUCACGUCAGUUACCGGGGAUUCCCCUAAAUUUUAAGCAAAUUGUCAUAGCACAUGAUGCAAAUAGAAGUAAGGGUGGUUCAUAAUAUAGAUAUGCGACGCAAUAUAAUCAUAAAUGUACACAGAGGUUCAGUAGAAACGAGGUGAGACAUAGGGAUCUAUCUUUAGUCAAUCGCAUAGUUAUGUAAGUUAACAUAUUUUAGCUUCUAAACAUCAGCUGGCUAGCAUUCCUGCACAAGAACUCAGAAGAAGAAGAAGAUGGAUUGACAUGUCGUUAUGUCAACUUGCGAGAAAUUGUGUAAUACGCAUCCAAUCAGCCGACUAACGUCAACUUUCCUAUAUGGGAUAUUGAAUCACUGCCAGUACAAGGGCUCGAUGACGGAGACGCGGACGUAUUUUUUGUAAAUAUUGGAUCAGGUCUAAGUUUUUUUUACUUCAAGACAAAGAAGCUGUCCAAAGACAAAAUGGGAGAACCAGUCCGGACAAUCCACGACCUGGAUACGAAAAGUCUUCAACAUAUAUUCUCUUAUCUAAGCCUCGUGGAUAAAUUAAAGCUAGCAUUAAUUCACCACAACGCCAUCGACUUGAUCAAAGAUGCCCUUCACAAUGAAACGUUCGAUGCAUUUGAUAUUCAAAUAACUUUUUCGGCUCUAGAGGCAGAAUGCAUUCUAGCUUGCUAUGGAGACUUUAUAAGAAAAUAUCGGCAUGUAUCAACUUGUGAAGAUGAAAACAGCAUUGGGUUUUUGAGACUUAUACCGGAAUAUUGCCAAAACCUGGAGGAGAUUGUUCUCUCAGGACGUGAGUUAAAACCAAAUGAUGUUUAUAGUCGAUUACUGAGCGUUUCCAAGCAUGUCAAAGCUCUAACCCUUCGGAAAUGCAUACUUGGAAACGCUUCCUGCUCUCUUCUAUCGGGUCUUAGUAAACUGGAAGUUCUGAAUCUAGAAGAUAGCAAACUCACUGGGAAAGAUUUAAAUAAAUUACGCAACCUCAUGGAUUUGAAUUUGAAGAAUUGUCGAAACUUUAAAGCGAGGAAUUUCAUCGAAAUAUGCAAAUCCAAUAAACUAAAGAAACUGAAUAUUGUAGGCCUGAAGCAAUUGACACAUGCUUGCAUACAAACUCUAUUAGACACUCAAGCGGACAUACAAAUAUUGAUUGUGGGCAACAAGUAUUGGUUCAAAGAUCCAAGCCGUAUUUUUCAGCUGAAAAAUUUACGAGAAGUGUCAAUGAUCAGUUGCUAUGAACCAAUUGCGGCAACUUACCUAAAAACGCUUGCUGAUGAACAGAAGGAAUCGCUUGAAUGUCUAGAAGUAAAUUUUGGAAACUCCUAUCCAGAAAAUGAUGGGGAUUUUUUGGAAACGAAUAUUAUAAGUCGGAUAUGUGAAUUUGGUAACUUAAAAGUGCUAAGCUUGAGAAACUCAGCUUUAUUGGAAGACCAGCACCUAGUGAGAAUUGCGAAGAUGUGUAAACAUUUGGAAAUGUUGGAUAUUCACGGAACAGGUUUCCGAGAUAUUGGAAUUAUUAGCUCUGUGGAGCACUUAGAACGCCUGCGUUAUUUGGAUAUUUCAUAUUGCACAGUAAAAAGGACCCUGUAUUGUCGUUUGUUAGCAACUCGUCAAGAACAAGGAUCCAGUCAACAACUUGUCGUUUAUAUUAAACCAAAAAUGGAAUUAGAAAGUCUGUUGAUUUCUGACGAGUAUAAAUCAUACCAGCGUUUUGUUAAAUUGGUUGUGGCCCCAAUGAGAUUGAAUAAUGAAAUCAGCAUCUUAGAGCGUUUACAGCAGUUGAACACAACUCAUCCGCAAAAACAUCAAUACAGGGAACUUCGCCGUCGAAGAUUGAAUAACCGUUUUGAAACUUUACACCAGAAAGUCUCACUACUCAGUUUGGAUGAAAACUCACUUCACCAUAUAAUACAAUAUCUGGACCUAUCUGAGAAGCUGACACUGAUUCUAAUUAACGAACACUUUUGCAGUGUAGUUAAACAUUUUCUGCAUAAAGAUUUCGUUGUUUUUGUUGAGAUUAUAUCGAAUUUCACAGUGAAUGAGGCACGCAAGAUUUUAUCGCGAUGUGGUUCCAUGAUGAAGCGGUUGUAUAUACAAAAUCCAGUUUAUCACUUAGAUACCGAAUACUAUGACUUAAUAGCGGAAUUUUGCGUAAACUUAGAGGAGCUUCUCUGUGAAGAUUUAAUUGGCGUAUCCAGCCUGGCAUCUAUUAUCAGAGCAUCAUCUGGCACUUUGGAAAUUUUAGGCCUCUACCGCUGUGAAGCUUAUGAAUCAGUUGAGAUGGAAAUAGCAAGGGCAUCGAACUUAAAAAAAUUGUCCCUAAUAGGCAACGAUUAUGUUGGGUCUCAUAUUAGCCAAUUAAGAAAAUUAGUGGAUCUUGAUUUGGCUUGGUGUGAGAAGUUUCGGCCUGAACACUUUAUUACCAUUUGUAGAAACAAUCGCUUGGAGAAACUAGCAAUCCGUGGAUGCACGGCGUUAAAUAACGAAGCGUUUUCUGUGUUGUCAGAAACACAACAUCAUUUACAGAAACUCAAACUUGGCGGAAUCUACGUGGCAUCGAAUAUUUUUACUAUAGCAAAUCUUCCAAACAUUAUAGAUAUUAGAGUGACUGAUAUUGCCGCUCAGGAAAUAAUUCAAUGCCUAAAUGCCUUAAUCAAUCAUAGAGCUGCGGAUGUACAGUGCCUUGGGAUACAAUGUUUAGAUGAGCCGAAAAUAACAAUGCUUCCGACAUUACGAAACAGUAUUUUGGAGUUCCGGAAUCUUAAAUUUAUUUGGCUGUCAUGUAGUACAUUUGUAAACGAUGCAUAUUUGAGACAAAUUGUUAAGUCGUGCCCACUUUUGGAAGCUCUUGAUUUGUCCUUCAUUUAUGAUCUAACGAACGAUGGGAUACUAUAUGCCAUUAAACAUUUAAAACAUUUGCAACAUCUCAAUGUAAAAGAAUGCCGCCAACUAGAUGAUAUUCUGACACUGUAUCAGGAGGUUUUGAAAAUCAAAGUGCAGCAAGUGGAUGCGCAAAGUUUAGUCUUAUAUCUGGAUCUCCCUUGUGACGGACUUAAAGAGACAAAAGAAUAUGCUGUUAUGAAAAAGUACGUUACAAUACUUAAGGACCGCUUCAGUGACUCGGAAAAGGAACAAUAUUUCAAAACUAAGAGAGCAAAAUACAAGACGGCGAAGAAACCACCUAUUUUCAACACUGCUGCAGAUAACAACCAGAUCCAAAAUAUUGACAUGAUCUUUCAUGUCAAUAUUUUGGAUCUACCGGCCAGUUGUUUACUUAAGGUUGCUUCCUAUUUGGGAACCAUCGAUAAGUUGAACUUCGUCUCAGCUCAUAGCUGUUUCUUGGAUUCGACCCGGAGUUUGAUUGAAAGCAUGGUUUUCAACGUCAAUGAGAUAAGUCAAUCAUUUACUUUACGAGAAGCGCGAGAUUUGUUUAAAAGGUGCGGUAGAUCUAUAAAACGUAUAGAGUUUUCUAGUUUGUACUCAAAUUACCUAGAGUACUUGAAACUUAUUCAGCCCUACCGUGAACACUUCACAGAAAUACACUUAAGUAAUAUUCUUGCAGAGGCAAAUGUGGAAGAACAUAAAAAAUUGUUCGAUUCCCCAUUACAGAGGCUACAAAAAAUUGUUUUUAAAAAUGUUGCGAAACUAGAUCCAUUUUUAACUAUUAUUGAAAAUAAAGAUGAAUUGAAAAUUUUAAAUGCUUCAUGUUACGACGGGAACGGAAUACUCUUCAAUCAGUUCGGAAAUCUUACAGAAUUAUCUUUAGCACAUUGUGGUUCAUGGGAACCGUCUACUCGUGAUUUUAUAGAAAUUUGUCGAAAAUGUAAAUUAAAAGUCCUGGACAUUCACGCCUGCGAUUGUUUAACACUUGAAGCAUUUAAUGUCCUGAUUGAAACACAAAAUGAAUGCCUCGAACGACUUUCCAUGUGGUGCGACUAUGAAGAUGAUAUUUGUAGUGAUGUGGCAAAAUUGUCUAACCUCAGAUACAUUGUUAUAGAAUUUCAAACAAAUAUUUCGCUCCUAGAAAAAGUUUUGGAUAAACUUGUUAAAUAUCAUCGCAAUGAUUUGAUAUCUUUAGAGGUAAAAAAUAUUACAUAUUAUCUACCUGAUUUCGUCGUUAGUUUGAAUGAAACGGUUCACGAACGAAUUAAAAAAUUCAAUAAUUUGCAAAAAUUUGCAAUAAAUGUCUCCCCGGCCCAUUCUAAGUCAUAUAGAUAAUAAAGCUCAGACUGUGAUAUUGAAGAAAAAAUGUAUAUUUUUAGGAAAAUUUACUUAUUUUGAAUAAUAAAAGGAUCAAUAAUUGAAAAUCGA
This is a messenger RNA of Hermetia illucens (black soldier fly), 4675 nucleotides long. RefSeq lists its product as uncharacterized. Gene Ontology annotation, cellular component: SCF ubiquitin ligase complex. Lineage: Eukaryota; Metazoa; Arthropoda; Insecta; Diptera; Stratiomyidae. The record is from RefSeq and is a predicted model, not a curated record. The transcript has 7 exons. Gene Ontology annotation, biological process: SCF-dependent proteasomal ubiquitin-dependent protein catabolic process. The coding region runs from base 827 to 4582 and encodes 1251 amino acids.